CUACUACAUCGAUUCCAUCAGCGCACGCCCACACAACCAUCGAUACGCCUGAUCUUCAUCAUAUUUCCAAUCAGCUAACCUCCGCGAUCCAUCUGGAGUGCCCAAACGCUUGUGCAGCGCCCUCAACAGCCCCUGAGCACGCUCGCGCUCUCUACCGCGGCCGCCAGCUCUCCGCCAGCUCUCCGCAAGCAUCACGCGCUUUCGGCCCGCCAACACGUCCUUGAGCGCGACAACCACGACGACACAUCCAGCCAUUGCGCGCACCCAAUCCCCCCACCAACCGCCAACAUGGCGACAAUACAGCCCAAUGACACGAACAUGGCCAACGCCGGCACCCUCCCCUUCUCCAGCAUCCCCGACCUCGACCCUCCGCUCGCACUGAAGAAGCCCACCGCCCCACGCACACCGCGCAUCGACGUCGAACCGCUGUACUCGGCCGUAAAAGGCGCAACCAGCGAUGUAGACUGGACUACAUACAAGACCAGCCUCACACAAUUCCUCCUGGGCAACCUCAAUCAGGAAGAGUUGAGCUUCAAGCUGGGCAAGAUCCUCAACACUGCCGUUCUAGAACACGCACACAACACAUUAGUCGCAGCCAUCUACGCAAAUAUAUGGCGCGAUGCGCCCGAGGCAGGGAUUGCGAGUUGGGUGUCGAGCACGGAUAAGCCCUCCAGUAGCACAGUCAAAGGGCAAGGGGAUGAGAGUGAGAAGAGACUGAAGUAUGAAGUCAUGCAACUGUCGAGACGCGAGAGGAAGAGGUUGAAGACUAUACCUGCUGCCGAGGCUGCGGUCGUAGACGGACAGGACGGGUUAGGCGCGGGGACAGGCGCAAUGGGCCCGGUGAACGAGUUAGUUGAGAUGAAGAGGGGAAAACAGCCUGAGAUUGGUCCUGUUGGAACAGCCGGCGGCUACAAAACCAACUGGGAUCUCGAGAUCCGCAAACGCUACACCGCCCCCCUCUUCAGCGAAACCCACGAGUUCCCCACAUCCUCCUCCAUCUCCGCCCGCCUGCUGCCCAGCUGCUACGAAUUCGGUCUCCCCCAAGGCCACACGCCCGACUGUCCCGACCUCAUGAACCUCGCGACCGAGACCUACAUCAAAGAAGCGCUAGCUUCCUUCCUCGGCAAGGUCGCCGUGAAUGGGAACGGGUACGUGCGGACGGGUGCGUUUAAGAAGAGAGUUGAGCGGGAGGAACGGGCGGCGGAAAGGGGCGAGAUGGUGCGGGAUGCGAAGGGGGAGUUGCCUGUUGAGCAGGAAGAACGACGAAAACGGAAACUGCUAUGCAUGGAGGACCUGCGUUUGGCGCUACAACUCGGUGAUGGAUAUCUUGGGCAAACACCCAUCAUUGCUGGCAACAUCACGAACUCGACAUUCCUCGAUGUGCCAGGGAUAGAGGACAUCUACCCUUCCCCACAGAAGAAGAAGACGGAGAGAACGAACGGGAUUAUCAACGGUAUUGGGCAGGACAAGAGCGGUUUGGCGAAGUGGCUUGAUGAGGGCAUCACGGUGGAAUUCAAAUCCGAUGGGGAAUGGGAGAAGAUGCAGGUCGACGGGGAUGAUGAGAUGGCGAACUGGAAUGGAGGGAGUGUGGGGGAUGUUGGCGAGCUGGAUGGCGCGUUGGACGAUGUGCUGAACUUAGGGGACCUGUAGCUGCCGCAGGCGCUGCGAGGGGGUUGAGGUUGUUUUGGGCGUCUCGGUCUUGGGACCACUUUUGUGGUAUUGCAUGGGAGGUGUUUAGCAUUUUGUUUCUACGAGGCGUUUGGGUGGGUUGGGACGAUACCCUUGGGAUGGGGGCUGUGGCGUUAUUUUGACUACGGACUUGAGCAUGGAGGGCUGUCAGAGCCCGAUUGACAAAUUCGGAGAUGGUACACUGUGAGAAGUCCGUUGAUACGUUGUUCGAUGGAAAGGAAUGAAUGGUCAAUAAUAGUGUCCUUGUGCCUUACAUCUAGGUAUCAGAUAAUGGU
Macroventuria anomochaeta is the source of this 1964-nucleotide messenger RNA. RefSeq lists its product as uncharacterized. Lineage: Eukaryota; Fungi; Ascomycota; Dothideomycetes; Pleosporales; Didymellaceae. The record is from RefSeq and is a predicted model, not a curated record. Gene Ontology annotation, biological process: regulation of transcription by RNA polymerase II. Gene Ontology annotation, cellular component: SAGA complex. The transcript has 2 exons. The coding region runs from base 289 to 1650 and encodes 453 amino acids. Gene Ontology annotation, molecular function: transcription coactivator activity.